CGAACCCACUGCUUAGUUCGCCUCGUUAUGUUAUUUUCUUCCACUUCAUGUGAGUUUGUAUCACACACAUCCGCCAUGAUGCCAGUAUUGUGACAAGUGUGUUGUUAUCUUUCCUACUGAGCACAAAGAUGGAGAAAGGGAAAAAAUGAACUAUGCAAUCUAUUCACGUUUAAAUAGAGCAAAAAUAUAUUCAUGUAAUUACAUUCCACACAUCUAAAUAAGUAUACUUUCGAAUUCUGUAUUUCGCUAUGCAGGAACUUGGGGUCGGAGAUUAAAUACCGCCAUCUUUCUGAAAUAUCGGCAGUCAUUUUUCUCCAGUGUUAUUGCGUAGAUUUGUGUGCUACAUUUUGGUACGAAGCGAAAUGCCAGUUAAAGUGGAUAUUGUGCCACCCCCACCUGCAAAUUCGAAACAGCCUGGUGUCACGAGAUCUUUAUUAUACAAUGGUUCUAAAUUCCAGGGUCAUCAGAAGUCGAAAGGGAACAGUUACGAAGUGGAAGUUGUUUUACAGAGUAAAUUUAACUCUUUUUAUCAAUAUGCCAAAACAUUCAAUUCUGAUAGUUUUGACUAUGAAGGAUUGAAAUCAACAGAUUAUGUAUUUAUGAGAUGGAAAGAGCACUUCUUAGUUCCUGAUCAUACUAUUAAAGAUAUCAACGGUGCUUCAUUUGCUGGUUUCUACUACAUCUGCUUCCAAAAGUCUGCAGCUACCAUAGAAGGGUAUUAUUAUCAUCGAAGCUCUGAAUGGUACCAAUCAUUGACCUUAAGUCAUGUUCCAGAGCAUAGCAUACAAAUCUACGAGUUCAGGUGAAACAAGAACUAUCUUACGAAACCAGUCGGUAUGAACUUUGAACCUACCCCAACGAUGUAGCGAAUUCCCCGGUAAUUUUUUGUGUGGGUGAAUAAAUGAAGAUGCAAGAUAAUUUCUGUGCACUUGUAUAAGAAACUGCAUGAGUGAAUCUCCUAAUUUUUGCUUGUACAGUGUUAAAACCGUUUUUGUGAAAAUGUUAAUUUAAGAAAAUUGUUGAUUUAUUUGGCAGCUAUUUAUAUAUUAUAUAUAUAUAGAGAGAAAGAGGAACAUUUUACUUUCUUAGUGAUGCGUUACUUCUAACCUGUGCCCUGUUAUUAAAGCAAGCUACAAUGACUUAUUAAAAAUGCUAUUUAUUAUCCUUUGUAUAUUCUUGCUAACUUAUCUUUUGUAAUAUAGCUUAUGUACUAUAACGGUGUCAAUGGAUUUCUUUUCAUUGUAUUGGUGUACUGUUGCAAAUCACUCACAACCCGCAGGUCGGGUAUGAAUACACAAGCUUUCUUAGAACCACUUUAAUUGCUUCUUAUAUGCCAGGACAAAAAGAAUUGUGGCAAAAACUGAAUAUAAAAGUAACCGCUCUACAGCUACAGUUAUUAGUCAAAUGUGGUAUGCACAUAUUACAAUGGACGGUAAGAAUGUAUUGAAAAUAUGUUAUUACAUUUUGUUAAUGCAUGAAUUAUGAAAAUGGAUGGAUUUGUAAAAGUGAAAUCUUGCAACACAAAAAUUAUA
Molecule: messenger RNA, 1532 nt
Organism: Gryllus bimaculatus (two-spotted cricket)
Lineage: Eukaryota; Metazoa; Arthropoda; Insecta; Orthoptera; Gryllidae
Source: the annotation of a GenBank genome assembly